AUGGACGACACCACUCCAGCUUCGUCAUCUCGUCAGACUCACUCCCUUGCUCACACUCACAAUCCCAUUCCUUCAAAUUCAGCCUCGUCACGUAUCUCUCUCCCUUUCAGAGGAUCCUUCGCCAACUUGGCGCGACUGAUAGGACUCGGCUCGUCCGGAAAAGAUAGUCAUGUCAAUGUAUAUGAGGAUGAAGAUGAUGUGACGGACGGGGACGGUGAUGAUGACGAUGAAGAGGAUGCCGGAGGCGAAGAAGGUGAUGUGGACGAAGAGGGUUUGAUGUGGGAUGCUCAAACUGCUCUGAUCGCUCAUCAAUUGGAUUUAGCCAUCAGGCUGUAUACCCAAGCUGCUCUUCCGCCUUUUUGCUCUCCUGCAGCUUGCCUGGCGCUGGGAAACCUGUUGAUUCGAGGGUCAGCUUUCACUGAACAUGAUCAACACAAUCAACAUGUGGAUGGUGCGAAAGGCAAAGGAAGAGCAUCGUUAUCAUAUCAGGAUGGCGACGAUGAUGAGGAAGAGGGCGGAAAUCAAGCUAUGGCGUCUAGGUUUUCAACUUAUACAGCGCCUUCAAAUGUCUUUAAUCGAAUGUUCGGCUCGAAUACCACUAAACAGACUACAAAUCCAUCUCGACCUGUUCCAUACAGAAGACCCACGGUGGAUUUGGUAGAUGCAGGAUGGCAAAUACCGAAAGAUGGGAAAAGAGCCGUGAGAGAUGCUAAAGCUAUGGGAGUAGCUGGGGCUUGGUUCGUCCUUGGAUUAGGAUGGAUAGUACAAUCCGAGAUGGAUAGAGCUUCAACCAAAGAAAGUGAUUCUAGGAAUACAAUGUCAAUAACUCAACCUAUCAGGAUGGUGUCGUCUUCUUCUAUAGAUAAUAUAGGAAGAGAAUAUGUGGACGAGGAAAUGUUAUCAUUUGACCCGAAAGGAAAAGGUAAACGAUUUUUACCGCAAACAUCCAAUUCACGACCGAUGACACCGAUCGAACCGACAGAAGAAGCUUCCACGUUAUCAGAUUCCGUCUCCACCCUCUGUCCACCUAAAUCAUUUCCCAGCUCUAGUUCAGGAACGACAGUAGAAUCACCUCUUGUACAGACUCCAGGUGUUGGGCUGUCGGAAGAUCCGUUCAACCAUGGCGACGAUGGCUUGGCCGAAGAUCUCGAUGCUCUACAAACAAUGUUUGAUCUGCUGCAACCACUCUUAAAGUUGUAUCGACAUGGACAUAUUCAGUCGCAAGAUCCAGUAGCUCUCCCACCUAUCGCUUUACAGAAGCUUCCUGCGGCUUUACGCCCUCGAAACGAAAAGGAGAAAGGCAGGAACGUAUGGUAUCUCGGAAGUGUAGUAAUGAACAGAUUAGGUGGACUGGCUAUACUGAACCAUAAGAGCGGAUCGUUUGCGCAUUCGAAAAAUGCAGAAAAAUUGAGAGGAGGUGUCAAUAUAGUCACGAAUUAUAUACUUGCCAUGACGUCUCAUGGUCUGGAAGCCGAAAAACACUUCCGAAACGUAAUCGCACAUACGCCCACCGGAUUCGAUGCCGCUGAUGACUUGAUAAGGCAAGCUGCCAAGCGUCUGGACAUCAUCACGUCCUCACCUCAAGACGAGAACGGCAUGGAUGGAUAUCCCUUCCCAACAGCUUCAUCUGAAAUCUCGACACGUCUAUCUCCUCCUAAGCCCUUAUUUGCGGCUUCAUCACACAGUCGAAGGACAUCGAGCGUUGGACUAUCUCACACACAUCGUCGGCGAAAGAUGUCCACGUCGUCCAACGCCUCCAUAUCAAUGUCAAGGAUAGUUUCUACACCACUCAAAUCCUCGCCAUCCAUGGCGUCCUUAUCUUCAAUUACCGAUACUGCGCUUGAGCCACUCACGAUCCAGCCCAGCGAGAACGAUUGCGCUAUCUCUACCUUGAAGAGAUUGCACGCUCAAUCCAUGUGUGAUCUGACUGAAGUUUCCGCUCGAGAAGAAGAAGAGACUCGGUGGCCAACUCUGGAUGGAUGGAGUAUAUCUGCCUCUGAUCAAGCUGAUUUCGGUGUAUGUCAACAAUCGCAAUGUACAUUAGUUCCCAAAUCUCACAGCAAUCGACAACAAGGACUAUCCAUUUCACCAAGCAAUACUUUGCGAGCUGUCGCUUCGUCUCCCCACUUCGGCACACUUGCGUCCAUGCAUGAGAAAAUGGCUUCAACGGCUUCAACACCUCGUCGCAGACUCCCUUUCGAGCCUACUGGAAAUAUAGCACCUAUAGAUCCUGCAUUAGCAGCAGCCGAAAUGUCAAGUUGUCUGACAAAACAUGUAACCUGUGGUGUAUGUGGAGUGGAAGGUGUCAAUUUCCCCGAAUGCAGAAAAUGCGGAUUAACCUUUUGCUCAAGGGAUUGUAGAGUCGGUGAAGAUAAAGCUGGUAAUGGUAAAAAACAUAUAUGCGGACUGUGGGAGUCGAAGAAGGUUUUAUCAGACCAUUUGCCCGAUUCUAACGUAUCCUCCACCAUUCAAGCAAUGUCACCUGUCAGAAAUGUAUCGCCGACCGACGUGGAUCAAUUGUAG
This is a messenger RNA of Kwoniella shivajii, 2523 nucleotides long. RefSeq lists its product as uncharacterized. The record is from RefSeq and is a predicted model, not a curated record. The transcript has 6 exons. Lineage: Eukaryota; Fungi; Basidiomycota; Tremellomycetes; Tremellales; Cryptococcaceae. Bases 1 to 2523 code for a protein of 840 amino acids.